Cuculus canorus (common cuckoo) is the source of this 7369-nucleotide messenger RNA. RefSeq names its product keratocan (gene KERA). The transcript is spliced from 3 exons. Gene Ontology annotation, molecular function: protein binding. NCBI's taxonomy places the organism in Eukaryota, Metazoa, Chordata, Aves, Cuculiformes, Cuculidae. The record is from RefSeq and is a predicted model, not a curated record. Bases 184 to 1242 code for a protein of 352 amino acids.
UAGCUAGUAAGGUGUGUAUGGCAAUACAUCUGGGAAUACUAGCAUGUACUUCAAGUUUUAUAUGCUAUUAAUUCUUAAGAGAAUAGGAAGCACACACAGUGGUUAACAGCCAAAGGCUGUGAAUUUACAGUGAUUUCUAACAGGAUUCAGAUAGCUCCAGGAACUUGACUAAUAAGGCAAACAAUGACUCUAAAAGUCUAUACAGCUGUUUUGUUCUUAUUCUUGGUCAAUUCUGUGUGGACUCGAAAUGUGAGACAAGUUUAUGAUGAGUUGGAUCCUGAGCAUUGGUCUCACUACACUUCUGAGUGUCCACGAGAGUGCUUUUGUCCUCCCAGUUUCCCUAAUGCAUUAUACUGUGAUAACAAAGGACUUAAAGAAAUACCUGCAAUUCCAGCAAGAAUUUGGUACCUCUAUCUUCAAAAUAAUCUAAUUGAAACAGUUUCAGAGAAGCCUUUUGUGAAUGCCACUCAUCUAAGAUGGAUAAAUCUGAACAAGAAUAAGAUCACCAACAACGGAAUUGAGAAUGGUGUGCUGAGCAAGAUGAAAAGGCUACUUUACUUAUUCCUUGAAGAUAAUGAAUUGGAAGAGGUGCCUGCACCAUUACCAGUGGGCCUGGAACAGCUAAGGCUGGCUAGAAACAAAAUCUCCAGAAUCCCAGAAGGAGUCUUCAACAAUUUGGAAAACCUUACUAUGUUAGAUCUGCAACAGAACAGUUUGUUGGACAGCGCUCUUCAAAGUGACACCUUCCAAGGACUCAACAAUCUUAUGCAACUCAAUAUAGCAAAAAAUUCACUCAAGAAAAUGCCUUUAAGCAUUCCAGCUAACACACUGCAACUGUUUUUGGACAACAACUCCAUUGAAGUGAUACCAGAAAACUACUUCAGUGCCAUACCCAAAGUGACUUUCCUUAGGCUAAACUACAAUAAAUUAUCUGAUGAUGGUAUUCCCCCAAAUGGGUUUAAUGUUUCAUCUAUUCUAGACCUACAGCUGUCUCACAAUCAGCUCACGAAGAUUCCACCUAUCAAUGCUCACCUUGAGCACCUUCACCUUGAUCACAACAAAAUCAAAAGUGUCAAUGGUACUCAGAUAUGUCCUGUCUCAAUUGCUGUAGCAGAAGACCAUGGUCUUUAUGGCAACAUCCCUCGCCUCCGCUACCUUCGCCUGGAUGGAAAUGAAAUUCAACCUCCAAUCCCAUUGGACAUCAUGAUAUGUUUCCGACUACUUCAAGCUGUUAUCAUAUAAAGAUAUCAUAGUGUCACUUUUGAGCUGUGAGAGUGCUAAAAUACAAGUUUUGCUGGGAUGAAACUUGCUGUAACUCAUAAAUCAAGAAGUAACAGCUCUUUUUUCCUUUAUUUUUUUUCUUUGCUUGCAUAUACAUACAGCUGAAAAGACUGGUCAUCUUUCAGAAGAUAUUUUGGAUAGACAUGAAACGUGCUUAACUUUGCCUAAGAAUUCCUAGUGUGAAUAUAUUGAAAAUCGCCUGUGUAAUAUCCCAAAUAUUCCAAAGCAAAUUCUCGCCUAGUCUGUCCUCCUUGUCGAAUACUAUAAUGUCUAUCCUGCUAACAUCAUUGCUACAGACAAAUUAUAUUUCUUAAUGUUAUUACAUAGUAAUUAACAUAAUGAAUGGGGGCUCUCUUGACUAAACAUACAUGCUUCAAAAAUCAUGAGUUGCAGAGCUACUAGCUAUCAGAACUGCCCCACUGUCUUUUUUAAGUUAGUGACUAAUGGUGAACAAUCACUUAGCAUGUAAAUGACUCAUAAAUUGCUGUCAUCAUUUGGAGACUGAUACUUUUACAGCAGGAAGUAUAUGAGACUCAGGGUCCAAAGCAGUAAGCGGCAUAGAUGAUGUUUUAUGGAUUAAUUCAGUGUAUGAUUUCAAAAUUAGAAUACACUGAGCCAACUCAAAUUCAGGAAAAUUAAUUUAAUGAGAUAAAAUCUUUAUGUACCAAAAUGCCAGUUUUCUGUAGUUUCAUUCUUCAGCAUUCCAUUUCUUGAUUUGACAUCAUUUCUUUCUGUACCUUUGGGAAAAUCACUGAAUAUUUAGAUCGUUUUCAGUUUCCAUAGAGAUAAAAACAGUAGCACAUAUUUUACAGACUAGGAACUUCCCAAAAGUUGGAAUGGUUGGUUAAUAUAAUGGCGAAAAAUAGGAAAUUAAGCCAUACAUCCUCCCCUUUUACACCUAAUUAUUCUAGCCAAAUAUUUGCAUAGAAAUUGUAUCAGUUUAAGCAAAUACUAUCAAGUCAAAGCAAUGUUUGUCUAUCUGGUGACUCUUAUACACACGUGUAAUAACACUGGAUUUUAGAGAAGUCCAGAUAUUUAGAAUGCAUCAAAUUCACAAUUCACUAACAAGGGAGAUAUUGGUAGGCAGCUUUUUAUAAAACUUGGCUCUAUUCUUUCCAUUUUUAUAAAUAUCAUUGGGAUUUCAAUAUACACUUUGAAUAUCAGAGUCUGCUUGUCACUAGGAGAGAACAACAUUUUUAUUUCUUGUAGCAAACAAAUCAGACUAUCCAUCAGUUGUUAUUUUAGUCUUCUUGUAUUUGUAGAUAGAAGCAAUUAGUUGCUCUUGGCAACCUAUGGCUUGCACCUACUUGUAAGAUUUUAAGACUGGCUUCGGUAUCAAACAUUUAAGAUUAUCCAUGUGUUAUAAUUAUUCCUUUGAAGAUGAAGCAUUUUCUUAGAAACACAUUUUUGAAAGGGUUGAGAAUGGCAAUUUCUAAUCCUUAAUACCUUUUUAUCUGAAAAUCAGGCCUUAUUCUGCUCCAAUGCACUUGUGGAAAUAACCCCGGUGCAGAAAUCCAGUAUAGAAAUAACUCAUUCAAAGAUCUUGUCACAAAACUCAUUUAUUUUUGCAGUUCUUUUCAUGUGAUUGAAGAGAAACUCCUGCCCUCCUAAGAAAAUAUUUUCUGUACUUCUGUGUUCAUUCUAUAUGGAAAAAGGCAGAUUUGAGAACUCUUUACAGUAUGUAUGCAUGUUUACCUAUGUUCUUUAUCAGUAAUAACAUAGUUAUUUAUUUUUUGGAAAAAAAAAAGUGACAAAAUACUAAUUAAAUUAUAACAAUGAUUAUGUGCUUGUACUUUGAAAUUAAUUUCUACCUCAAACACAGAACAAAUAUGCAUACUCCAAAGUGAAUAUUCACAAGCAUAUAUGCACAUUAAUAACAUUAUUUACAGUUCUAGCUGACAGUAUGUCAAAGUAUCUUGAAGUUCCAGCUAAAACAUAUGACUUUUUUAGGCACCAUAUAGCUUAGGAAAGUCUAACCCUUACCCAAAGAAUGUCAGGCUUACAUAUGAGAAGGAAUGAUGUGCAAAAUCAUAUAUGAACAACGGAGCACGAAGGUACUCAAUUUUCUUGAUAGGGACAUUAUGUGAUAAAAUCAGCAAUAUAUAACCUAAUAAAAUCACUUUUAAAAGUUAUUUUCCACCAAUUGGCCUGAUAUUAAUGCAUAUUUCCAAUCCACUUUAGGGCGGAAAGCCCUAUAAAUUAAUUCUCCAAAGGUCAGUGCUAUCUUAUGGAACAAUCUUUGGACACGUGCACAUCAAUGUGCAAGAUUUGUCUCUAGCAAAUCUUAGUUAAUCAGAGUGAAGACAAAAAUGCAUGAUACAUCCUUGGACAAGCUUUUAUUGUGGUGAGGAGCUGCUGCUGCCAAGUGCUCUGUGUUCCAUACCUUCGAUUGAACCCACUGACUCCACAUCUGGGGACUGUUUAAUAAAGAGAAAAUCCUACGUAUCUUCAUUCAAGCUACUUUGUCCCAUCUUGAUUCCCUCUCCCAGAAAGAGCAGUAUGAAGUAGAAUGCAAAACAGUUAAGUUAAUGAAGUGACCUUCAGAGGUAAAUCAACCUUAUUUGGGCGUGGAGCAACUUUCCUGUAUGGAUGUCUCUCUUUGCAACAGACUUAAUGUUCUUAAAUGUUCUGGGAAAGUUAGUGAAAUUUCCCUUCAGAUUACAACAACAGCAGGCCUAAAUUUCAUUACCGCCCAGAAUGAAACAAUGUAGGCUUUCAGCCACAUCUAAUCCAAUCCAUUUGUUAUUCCAGAAGACUAUAAAGGACAAUGAAAUACACAAUGAGCUUUUCCCUAAGACGAGGGUAAAAAGCAUCACUGAGCUUGGAACUCUGGUGGUGAUUCUUAAUCCAAAAUGAAUCUUAGAUUCCCAACUGAUAUUUCCUUGUUCAGAAAAAAUUUCAGUCUCUUCCAGUGCAAGGUGGGAGGAACAGACCUCUCAGCUGUCCCAUCUGAACCCACAGGUACCUUCAUCAAGCUGACAUGUGUUUUACUUAAUUAAUUAGAGCACACUGCAAACAGUGCUGAAUGGAAAAUCAUGUACAAAGAUGUUCACAAGAAGUAUGAGAAGUAGAGUACAAAGCAGGUCACCUUAAGAACAAUGUAGUUGUGGUCAGUCAUUAAAUAAACCACAGACAGCUAGUGCUUUGCCAGAAAUGCAUAUUACAUGCAAGUUAGUCUCAAAAUUAUGGUAGUUAACACGGAAUAGAUAAAUGUGCUGUCACCUCAGCACCUCAGACAGUUGGUCUGCAAAGAAAAGCAUUAAAGCAAAAUGAGGGGCUUAAGAACUGAGAAGUACUCAGACAUGUCUGCCAGCUUGACUGGAGGAUGCAUGCUGCUUCUAUCAAAAAACUAUGUGGUUUUAUAACACAUCUGGCUCUGCAGGAAGAAAAAUCUCUUAUAAAUACUACCAACAUAGUUAAAAAUUCAACCAUGUACAUGAAUCUUUCUUCUUAAUACUCUGGCAUUUUCUCUUUCUCAAUAUUCCAGGCAAUUUGCUACCACUUUGUUCUUCAAUAAUUUUAUUGGCAAACACUAGCACAACCAUCUGCAAAGAUGCUAGUGACCACAGCAUCCUGCAUGACUCUUGUAUGAAGGAGGAAAGUUAAACACUAAGAAGUAAAAAUUGGGAAGGCAACUAGAAAGACAAUUUAUAAGUUUGUAAUGACUAACUCCAACACAUAUCCAGUGUCAGCUAGUAUCCCAAUUCUGCCAUGUGUGGCAGAGAAUAUCUGUCAUUGUUGAAAUCAGCAAAUAAUCACCUUUCUCUUGACUGAAAUUCUCUACUAUAACUGCAUUUCUUUCUCCAGAACUCAUUGCCCACUUAAACAUAAAAGAUAGCUUCGAGGCACCACAUGUCCACAUAGUGAUACUCAGGAGUAGUACUAACCACUUCACGUCAAGCAUACAAAGCAACACAUAUCGUUAGCAUCAUGUUCUCCUUAACUAAUUUACCUUCUUUCCACACCAGCAGAGGUAAUAUUGCUUCUGGGUCCUGUGCUUGGUCUGUCAGUGCUCAUUCAAACCAAUCUACACUGUAGCAAAUUUGAAACCUUCCCCAAUACAUUUUUUUUCUUACCCCAAACUGUUGCCCACAGUCUAGGUAUUUGCUGUGCGCAAAUUUUUCCCACAGCAAAAUUUGCCCACAGCCAAUUUUGUCUUGGUUUCUGCAGCACACACAUUUGACAAACCUAUCUGCCUAUCGACUUAGUUUUAUUUCUUCAGAGCGUUUUAGCUUAAGUACGUUUAUGCAUGCUGAGCUAAUGGCUGUUCUGAUUUCAUCUUUUUCCUGGCAGUUCAGCUGCGUCUGGUUUUCUCUAGGGGGAACACAGUCCUGACCACCCCACACAUACUGCAGCAGAACAGCAUGCCCCAUUGCUCACAGCAUUCACACCUCCUGCUAUACACAUGCAUGGACCCAGGCUUGUGCUGUCAUGUAGACAGGUUAUAUCUGGAAAGCUCUUUUCCAAGACUUCCCAUCCGCAGACAUUUUUGUAGGAAAAUUAGUGAAGAAACUGGAAUCACAUCUUCCACAAAAAAAAGCUGUUUCUAAUUAGAGGUUGGGGCAAUGAAAGUUACGUGUAGAAUUAGCAGCUUUCAUUGAAGGUAGAUUUCUUUUCAAUAAACUGUUUAUUUAUUAAAAUAUGCUAUUAUAAUUUUUAUGAAUUAUUAGUGAAUUCAGAAAAAAAUAUGUAAAUAUUAUCAGCCACAGGAAAGAAAAAGAAUUCAAAACAUUUCUGAUGCAUUUUAUUUAAUAAUCCUGUUGCUAUGUCAUCCAUGCAGCGUGAUAUGCCCUUCUUCAAGUAGUGUAACCUUGCAAUUUGCCUGAAAUCAUGCUCCUACUACUAGGAAGCUUUUUUUUAAGGAGGAUAAUAUCCUUGUGAUGCUCUGCUUAGCUUCAGUGCUUUAAAUAAUCCAUUGAUUCUCUAUCCUGGCAGAGAGGAUGGCCUUCAUGGUAUUACAGGAUUUAGGCUCAAAUCCUUGUCUGAAUCAGAAGCAGAGUGAUUUGGAGUGUAGAUUUUUUUACUCUGAGGAGGCUGCUUGAGCACCAGACUAGAGGUUCACUCUGUUUUAUGAAUCCUAAGAUUUAUUUCUUUUAAUGACUGGAACUGCUUCAAACGAAAGAGACUGAUAGCAACCCUUCCCAAAAGGGUUUAGCAGCAGAAUAAGCAGGAGUUACACCUAAAAUGUAUUCUCUGAGAAAGCUGCCAGUCACAAGGCCCCCAAACUCUCUGCCUCUGAAUUACUGGACAAAUGGGGAAAUAAACGCUGUUGGUCAGAAUUUCCUCUGAAGGUCAUGGUGUUUUGGAUCUUCUCAAAAGCUAGUCAUUUAUGUAUUUGGUUUAGUUUAACGUAAGUUUUUUAACAUUCAAUUUAAAAUGCAGCAUAUAAACAUUGUGUGAAUUUUAUUUUCCAUGUCAAUAAGAAAAGAAGAUGAAAAUAUUUAAUUCUUACUCAAAUAAACAUAAAUAUUUUUGUAUUGGUUGAAGGGGAAUGGAUAUAACUGGAGAGGGGCAGAUUUAGGCUGGACAUAAGGAAGAAUUUCUUCACCAUGAGAGUGGUGAGGCACUGGCACAGGUUACCCAGGGAAGCUGUGGGUACCCCAUCCUUGGAGAUGUUCAAGGCCAGGUUGAAAGGACCUUGGGCAGCCUGACCUAGUGGGAAGUGUCCCUGCCCAUACCAGGGGAGUUGGAACUGGUCGAUCUUUGAGGGCCCUUCCAACCCAAACUAGUCUAUGAUUCUAUGUUUCUAUGUUUCUAUGUUUCUAUGUUUCUAUGAUUCUAUGAUUUUUCCAUGAAUUGUCAGGAGAAGGGUUUUCUGAUAAUGCAUAAUGAUAUGUCCCUUCUUUACCUUUCUCAGAAACAAACAUUAGUCUCAUGAUGUGGAUGGAUUUAAUGUUUUGGUUUUUUUCCAUACUGACUAUUGUGAUCAUUGUGAUAGUUAAGGGCGAGCUCUUCCAAAUUUACAGAAACUGUUUAAACAUAGGAGCUCAGGCACAGCCCAGCUGUUAUAAGUGUUGCUGAAAGCUCAUAUAAACAUAUCCUUUGUUUAAAAAAAAAGGGGGAGGGGGAUCUGCUUUGAAAACUGUUA